This is a messenger RNA of Penaeus indicus, 7757 nucleotides long. RefSeq names its product phosphofurin acidic cluster sorting protein 1-like (gene KrT95D). Gene Ontology annotation, biological process: protein localization to plasma membrane. The transcript is spliced from 17 exons. Bases 79 to 2667 code for a protein of 862 amino acids. Lineage: Eukaryota; Metazoa; Arthropoda; Malacostraca; Decapoda; Penaeidae. The record is from RefSeq and is a predicted model, not a curated record.
UGCCACGUGACGGUGACGCGGCUGCAGGUGACGCUGCCCCUCGGCGGCGACCUGACCUCCGUGACGCUGGCGGUGAAGAUGCAGUCGUCGAAGCGGACUCUGCGCUCCAACGAGAUCCCGCUCCCGCCCAGCGGAACCAUCGACGUGGAGCUGCAGCUCACCUUCUCCCUCCAGUACCCGCACUUCCUGAAGCGCGAGGGCAACACGCUUCAGAUCAUGCUUCAGCGCCGCAAGAAGUACAAGCACCGCACCAUCCUCGGCUUCAAGACCCUGGCCGUCGGGGUCAUCAACAUGUCUCAGGUUCUUCAGAGACCAGUUGACCGGGAGUUGGAAUUGUACAGCGAAGGCAAGGAGAAGGGUGUGUCGCUGGCCAAGGUGACUAUGGUCUCGCUCUCGUCACAGCCAGUGGACACAGACGAGCCACCUGAGAGAGCCAAGUCCUUUAUGGCGGAUAACCCUGCUCUGGCUCCUCUUGUAGUGUUACUCUCGCGGGGUCUGUCCCAGGGAGGAACCAGUGACUCUGCGUUGCCUUCAGGAAAUCCUCUCUUUUGCCUCCCACCAGUCUCAAGGAUACCAGCUCUUGCAGAUCGUUCCGUAGAUCUUGUGGAGGUGUACAGCGACGACGACGAGGAUUACAGUUCCCAGGAUGAAGGCAGUGACUCGGAGCCAAUAUUAGAGGACGGCUCCAGAAGGACACACCAUCAUUUGCGAUCAAACACGCGAUCGAAGAGUUUACCCCCCAAUGCUCGGCAAAGAAACCUAAAACAAAGGUUCAUUGCAUUGCUCAAGAGAUUUAAAGUUCCUGAAGCCUUACAGGCAUUUGAUCAGGACCAGGAGCUUGAUCCCAGAACUGGUGGUGAAGUAGAUGAAGCAGAAAUUGAAGACCUCUUUGAUGAACUGGAAGAUCUUAGCGACUCUGGCCCUGAAGUGGACACUAUCUCCAUAACGUCAACCCCCAAACCGUCACUGCGGCCAUACUUCUCGUCUUCUCGAUCUCUACUUAAUGAAGGGGGUACUUACCUGCGGUUGAAGGUGCCAGGUGCGUUGCGUCCUCGUGGUGUCAAAGCAGACAAAGUGGGCGCAGAUAGACUGAGUGAUGAAAGUAGCAAAAGAGCCGACAGCGAUCACAUGGAGAACUGGACGGAUCAGGAGCACUCUGAUCCACAGUGCUUAGCUUCAUCUCCACCAAGAGAAGACAAAAAUAAAAGUAACAAGAACAAGUUGUUUAAUAGAGACCGAAGUAACAUGUCCCUGAAAGAGAGGAGGAGUGUGUCGUCUACGGGUGGAUCGACGCCUCGCCAGGAGAAGAUGGUUGUUGAGAGGUCAAACUCAAGUGCAAAUGUUGACUCUAGUCCAAGGAAGGUGUUGUUAGAGCAGCUGGCUCGGGUACUACCAGUGGAGGAUGUACAACUGCCAGACCAUGUUGUGUUGGUAAACACAGGGGAGUCACACGGCCCUCUCCUGUCAGCACACCUCACAGAGCAUGGCCACAGGGUGAUCACUACCAUGUCCAUGGCUGAUGUAAAGGCCACUGUCUCACACCUUGUCAACAAGCUCCAAAAAUUCUGCAACAGUAAUGCCAAAGCCCCAGGCCCCAUGAAAGUGGUGGUAGUGGGCUCUGAUACCUACAUUAGUUGCGUUUUGCGACCGUAUGUCGACCAGUUCUCUUCCAAACCCCCGGACUUCCAAAACCACGUUAGAUUUCUCAUCAUUCCUCUUGGUGUAAAUAGCCUAGCUAAGUACUUAGGAUCUGUAGACUCUGUGUAUGGUGCGGCCUUUGUCAGUGAAUCUUGGCGAGAAGUUGUGGAGCGGUGGGAGAAGCCAGAUGUGCAAGAGGUUGUUAAUCGCAUCCACCGCUACCUUACGCAGGCUCAACACACGUUGCACCUUCCUAUUGCUGAAGCUAUGCUCACGUAUAAGGAAAAGAGUGGAGAUGAUGAAUCGACGCAGGCCUUUGUGCCAUUUAUCAUGGAUGUUCGGUUGGGGAGCGGGGAUGUGACUUCGUCCUCGGUUGACCUGGAGGAACCCCUCUCAACGCCCACAGCAAUCAUCCUUCCAGGCUCCCCCCCGGCUGCAUCCACACCCACCACUGGCCUCAGCAUAGACAAAACUCGGGACAACACAACUCCUCCCUCCUCACCUAACAUCAACAGCUCACACCUGGCCAACUACAAGUCAUUAUCUGAAAGUGGUGGGCAGGAAGCUCUGGAUCUACAGGUGGACUACUGGCUUGUGCGGAGCUCUGGCCGCGAAGACAAGGAGAAGGAAAAGGAGAAGGAAAAAGCACGUGUUGAGGGAGGAAAGUACACCCUGAAGACCAGCUUUCGCACUUUACAGGUGGCGCGAUUAGCUCCCCUUGGGGUAACACCACCUGUAGAUCCCUACUCCUUCCAGCACUUGACAUUGUCAUAUGCCACCAAAGAGAAGAAACAGAGAAUUAUGCGCAUUGGGAAGAAGAAGGAGAAAGAGAGAGAGACAGAGAGUCGGAGAGAAGUCGUGGAUGGAGUGAGCAGAUUAUUGGCAAGUGCCAAGAAUCAGCCUUUCAAAGUGAACAUAGAUUCCGCCGAGUGGACAAACGUCAAGUUCUUCCAGUUGUCCUCGCAAUGGCAGACGCAGAUCAAGACCUUCCCAAUUUCUCUCUUUAGCCUUCAAGACUCCAACUUGUGACUCACAACUCUCCAAGAUUAUUAGGUAGUAGUUGUUCCGAGACAUCCAUGAUCACAAUCAACCAAAACUUUUAUCUGGACAUCAACACACAAGGACUCCUCGUGCCUCCAAGCAAUAAUGACCAGUGAACAGACCUUUUAUUUUUUAUUUAUGUAUUUAUUUUAUUUUAAUGGUGUAAAACUUUUGAAAGACCAUAGAUUGGCUGUGGUUUAAAUCUUGGCAUCUUUUUGUUUCUGUUUCAGUGAAAAUCAGAAGCACAUUCUCCAGAUGUAAGACAGAUCUGAGAGGUGCCACUGAAAUCAAUUCUAUUUUUUAUUUUUUUAAAAGUCUUUUUACAUGAUGAACCAAAAGUCACACAUGAUAAAAGAAAAUGCAAACCCCUUUCUUCCCUUGAAGUCUAAUGGAUUUGUCAGUUUUAAGUAGUGGGAAGCUUUGUUAGUGCUCAACUUUAUAACACUAGGAAACAAAGAGUGAUAGACUUUCUGCCCAGUGAUCAUAAUUGCUGAUUGUGGCAAGUGAUGUGCUUGCUCUCUUAAUUUUUCUCCAUAUUUCUAGGUGCACCAAAUCUUUCAGCAUUUUUUGUAAAAGCAACACAUCCCUCAAGUGUCAAGUGAUUUAUAGCCAAAAUGAUUACGAAGACUAAAGAAAACCAAAAUGAAAAAAAAAAACAGAUUCAUUUGGCAAGAAAAUGGAUACUGAUCAACUGAUGUAAAUUUGGAACUGAUUUUUUUUCAGAACUUUUGUUUCUGUUCAUUGUCACUCAUGGUAACAGACUGUUCUUUAGUAACAAGACAUCAGAACACAGAUCUGUAUCACGCAUUCAAUUUUACCAUCAUAACUGAGUAAAAAAAAAGCAACCAAAGGAGUUGCCUUGUGCAGACUCCCCUUGUGUACUGCUUCCUAGUUGUUGUGAAUGUUUUAUGAAUUGUAUGAAUUACUGUGCAUUUUUAAUUGCUUCCUGAUGCAGUGCUCAUGUGUAGAGAAGAAUGCUUUCUCAUAUUGUAUGAAGUGUUGUGAUGCUGGUGUAUUUUUGUAUGAUCGUUUAUAAUGAAUCUAGGUAAAGGCAGCAGCAAAAGUCUUUAGUGUUUUAUAAUGUUGAGUUGAUGUAUGGCCUUAUUAAGCACAAAUUUACUUAUAUGUGUUGAGGAGGAUGAUAAUGAAGAAAAAAGUCCUCGGUAACUGCCUGAUACAGAUUGCAUAGACUUCAUUUUGACGAAGAAAAAAAAGUAUUAAAUUUGGAUCAGUAAAUGUUUUUAUUAUUUUAGAGUUUGCCAGAUUCUAUAGUUUUUCUUAGGACGACCUGAGUGAGAUUGGCUGUUGUAAUCACAGUCGUGAAUAUUAGAGCUGGUCCUGUUCACUGCCAUUGAUAUAUUAUAUACUAUUAUCAGGAACAUUAAUUGAAGUUAUUGAUGUUUGUAGGAAAUGUAAGGGAGAAAUGUGAGUAAGACAGGAUUUUACUUUUGUCUGAUGGCUGUACAAAGGGCAGAGUGGAAUGUUUGUCACAAGCAUAAAGAAAGAUGUUAUUACAGUACCUCUCAUAGAGUUUAGGUAACUUAUUAAAAUCCCAUUUUCUUUUUGUUUUGUUUUUCAGUAUUAGAUAUCGUCAUGCAAGGAUUGAUAUAGAGUUUAUGAACAUCACUAUAUGAUAAAUUAGGAUGUUACAAAAUUUUGAUUAAAAAAAAAAAAAAAAUAGCUGGGACCUUAAGUAUGAAUAGCAAGGAUGGUUAAGCAAGAGUUUGAUGUGUUACACAUUUCAUAGAGAAAUACAAGGACUUUUCUUAUGAUCAUCUUGAACUGCUGUAUUUCAAAAUUCCGGUAGAUGGUGUCUUUUUCCUGUUUAUUUUUCACAAAUGUCUUAUUCUGAUAUUGAGAUUUGAUUUUGAAAAUUAUUAUGAAAAUUUUCUUCAGUUUGAGAGACAAGAUUAGAUCAGUAGUGGUACUAAUGUGGACAGGUUUUGGUUCCAAUGGAAAAUACAUUGAUAAAUUGUAGUUUGAUUGUUGUAAGUUUAAUUUUUUGGGGGGCAUAUUUUUCCAACUAUUGAUAUUUAAAUCAAAAUAUUGAACUCUGUCUUUAACUUUUAUUUGGAAGUAUUCUGAUAAUUUUUUUAGGAAAUUGAACUUUUAAGCCAUUAUUAUUUUAUGUAGUUCAGCAUUUUCACUCAUUAUGUAAUACUUAGCUAAGAUCCUGUCACAGUCAAAGAGGUGAUAAUAGGAAAUAACAGUGGAAUGGGUAUGUUUAAGACCCACAAAAUUUUGUCUAUAAGAGAUUCAUUUUGUAAUUCAACUUUUGAUAUAUUUAAAACACCUUUGAUUGCUACAUUUCUGUUUUUAUGGUUAAGAAGAGUUUACUGUUUGCAGGUUAUAACAUAAAGAUUUCUUUCAAAUUUCUUGUUAGUUUAGCCUGAGAAUAACAUUUUCUAAAAGGCAUAUAAGAUCAGAUACUAAAAGAGAAUUCAUGCACCAGCAGGAUUGCUUUUAGGGAACCAGUUUGAAUUAUUGAGAUUUGCUUCACAAUUUAGAGGGCUGUUAGAGGCUUCUGAUUUUACCAAAAUAUAUUGGAUUAAGACAGUACAUUAAAGAGGAACUUUGCACAACUGAGAAGAGGGAAAAAAAUUGAACCUCAGGAAAGGCAGUCACUGAGUUAUCAUCAUCCCUUGCCUAACUUACAUGGGUCAUGUUCCUGUUUUCCUGUAAGGUCAGAAAUGCUAUAUUAGCCAAAGGUCACAGACAGAAAAGUAUUGCAUUUUGUUUUGUAAGAAUGAGAAAAAUGAUUUUUUUAGGUGAACUUAUACACAGAAGUAACUCUUCAACUUUGGACAGUGAAGGUAAUAUUCAUUUUAUAACUGUAUCUUAUUUAUCCUUUUUUAUAAUUCACAAGAAAAGUUAGAGUUUAUGAAUGGCCAGAGGAAUAUGUGAAUACUCUUUGUUCAGGAUCAUGGUGAGGAACUAAGUGGUGUCUGUAGGAAUCUUUGACAGGUUCUGUUCCUCUUCCUACUCUGUCAUUCUUGUUGUGAAGAUUGACUUGAUAUGAAACAAUUAAACCUACCUUGCUUCUGCAGUCCUCCUCCCUCCUCCCUCACCUUGUUGUUUGGAGUCUUCUGAAGGAUAAGUAUUAGUGGCCUUGUGGGGCCAAAAACCACUAGUCUCAUGCUUGUCAGGGCUGGGAGCAUCCAUGAAGAAUCACCAAAACUUAAGGUUGGCCAGUUGUUGCAUCCCAGAGGAUGUUACUGAGGCCCUCAACUGCUCAUUCUCUUUCUCAAAUGGAUUUCAAUCACUUUGCCCAUCUUGACUGUUGAAUCAUUUCCACUGAUAUAAUCAGUGGCUUAAGAGAUAUACACUGUUGUAAUCUAACUGCAAAAAAGUAUUUCAUAAGACUUUUUGAAUAGCAAAUAAUGUAUUGGGAGUCACUGAUCUGCCAGUUUUGAUAAAGUUAUUAUCAGUUUAACAUAUGAUUUUUAGUUUGUGAAAUGUCUUUUAUCAAUGCUGCAAUUCAACAUGCAUAUCAUAAUAUCUGCACCAAGUAGGCAAAAUCUGGAGGUGCUGGUGAUAAGCUUUCAGCUGGCCUGAAGCAAAGUUCUGGAAGCUCCUGCCUCUGCUAUCAAUUCACACAUAUUAGAAACAUACUUAUGUAAACAGCAAAGAAAACAAACCGUAUCAAAUGCACUAAGAAUUAUACCAUGUCUUUGUAAUAUUUUGCUAUACCUCUUUAACACAUUUUGAAAUAAAGAUGAUAAUUGAAUCUUGCUUUAACAAGAAAAUCAAAUUUUAAUAACCAGUUAUCCUGAACAUUAUCAUCCAUGUAAUGGAAUGUAAAUGUCUGAUAUUUGUCAUGUGAUAUAUUAUAAUGUAAUGGAUGCCCCCUACCCCAAGUAAUUGAAUGUGAUGUAAACAUUGUUUUUUUUUUUCUUUCUUUUUUUCAUUUUGCAUUUUUAGAAAUGUAGAUUAUUUAGAAGUUAAGAUUAGUAUACUGGAUGUGCUGAUAAUUUUUGUAUAUCACUUUUCCCUUUUUUCUUUUAAUUUUUAAGGGGUUGAAGUAAAUAUAUUCACAGUAUGUGAAGUCAAAGGACCACAAUAUUUGAGGGAAAAUUUAUGAUAUUCUAUAAAUUUUCACUUUUGUAAACUUCAGGCAUUAAUAGGAAGUUUUGUAGUUGCAUCAGAGGAAAGGGAAGGUGGUAUGGAUACCAGUGAAGUCAGUGCUUGUCUGCCCUGCAGUGUGUACGGUCUCAAAGAACUGUAUGCAUGAUAAGAAGCGAUAUAUUUUGCCAAGAUUUAUGAUGGCUUGAUUUGUCAAGUAGCUUCAAUCAAAGAUGUUUGUAAGGUUAGUUUUUAGGUCUCUUGUUGUAAUAGUUCACGGCACAUUCAUGAAAGGAACAAUGUUUAGAUCUGAGUGUGGUUCACCACCAUUCAUGUAUUACUUUGUAGGAAACUGGGGAGCACAAGUUCUUCUUUUUCUUUCAUAUCAUUUUCCAAUGCUGUAAAGCACAGUUGCCAUUUUAAACUUAUAAUUUAUGUUGAACUUAAAAAAUCCUGAAGUAAUAUCUUUUUUAUAAUCUACAGAGAGCAGAAAUAUCAUAGAUGGCAGAAAACAAGUUGUACCUUUUAGAUGAAUGUGGCCGAUAUUAGCAGGAGCCUCUCUUGUUCUUCCACUAGUAUUGGAAUGGAACAUAGCACAUCUGAUUACAAAAAUAAAAUCAACAUUGAGUUUUAUGUUAUGUUUCGAUUUGUGUCUUGUCACUUUUGUACAUGAACUGAAUCGCAGUCUGGGUUCAUAAGCCAGUUUUUGGAAGGUCGAAGUGUAAUGCAUCUCUGAUCUGCUAAGUAUAUGUUGUAAGCUGUAAGUGUGUAUGUUAUCUUAGUUCUACAGUGUUUUAGUACAGUGGGAUCAUCAUUGUAGUUAUUAUGAUAAAGAAGGAAAUGGUUGUCAAAGUAUGUUGCAAGUGAUUAGGAAUACUCCAAGUUGUAUGUCUCAUUCAGUGGAUCAUCCAUAUUUUAGGUUCAUACUUGUUACAGAAUGAGAACUUGUACACACUUUAUUAGAUUACCUUUUUAAUUAUGUUUUGAGUAUUUUAAAUUUUGUAUGAAUAUUAAAA